AUGUCGGUGCUUCAGGCGACGGCGGCCACGCUACGCAACGGCUCGACGACGGCACCAACACCCGCUUCGCCGCGGCUCGAUAAGGAGCUGAUUGAUGACGCGCAGCGCGGCACCUCGAUGUGGUCAAAGUUCUCCCGCGUACUCCACGUCCGCCGGAAAGGCAGCUCCGAGGAGCAGCAGCAGCAGCGGAACACCAUCAGCGACCAGAAAGCCAGAAUUACCCUCGGCGUUAUCAUGGGUACGUUCUUGGUGUGUUGGACUCCGUUUUUCCUGGUCAACAUCUGGAGGUCGUGGGACCACGUGAACAAGGAGUUAUCGCAGGCCGUCACCUGGCUGGGCUACGCAAACUCCGCCCUGAACCCGGUCAUCUACAGUAUCUUCAACCGCGACUUCCGAAGAGCUUUCAAGAAGAUCAUCGUCAAGCUGUUCAGCUGCUUCGAUACCGGGAAGAAGAACUAUGGCUGCGUACGGAACGGCGUGACGGACGGCAUGGUCGACCGGAAACGCUCUUACACCCGCUCAUCCGAUACCCCAGAAAAUAAUAAUUUGAAUCGUGGCGAGCCGGUUGCUACUCGGCUUGUCCUGUUGAACAAUAAUGAAUCAUCUGUGAUUGUAGAGGAA
Mesorhabditis spiculigera is the source of this 621-nucleotide messenger RNA. NCBI's taxonomy places the organism in Eukaryota, Metazoa, Nematoda, Chromadorea, Rhabditida, Rhabditidae. The record is from the annotation of a GenBank genome assembly.